CGUGACUUGCGGUGAUUGACUGUGGCGAGCGCGUCCAAGCAGGGGCGAAUUCCACGCGGAGCGUGAGUCGGCAAAAUUCACGCUUGGGUGCCGUUUGACGGGACACUGACCUCCGCACGUGGCAUCUGUCAAUAUGGAGCCCAGCAUCUCUAGGGGUCUGACAGACAAAUUCUACGAGAAAAGGAAAGCCGCAGCAUUGGAGAUAGAAAAGCUGGUCCGCGAGUGUUAUGCUCAGAAUGACACCAAUCGUAUCCACCAAAUCAUCGAACAGCUUGUUGAUUUAUUCUCGACUCCAUCGAAUGCCCUUCACGCUAGGAAUGGGGGUCUCAUUGGUCUUGCCGCAACGGCUAUUGCCCUUGGGGUAGAAAUUUCACCCUUUAUGGAGAAGUUCAUCGACCCUCUCUUGAAAUGCUUCUCCGACUCGGAAAGUCGAAUCCGAUACUUUGCUUGCGAGAGUAUGUAUAACAUUGCAAAGGUGUCCAAAGGCGAAAUACUGGUUUAUUUUAACCAAGUCUUUGACGCCCUGAGCAAAUUGGCGGCGGAUUCCGAAUUGUCGGUCAAGAAUGGCGCCGAAUUAUUAGAUCGGUUACUCAAGGACAUCGUUGCAGAAUCAGCUCCUGUCUACUUUCCUCAAUACCCCGAAACGGAACGCAUCCGAAAUGAAACACAUGAUCAUAGCGUGUACGGAUUGGAUAUCAUGGUCCCAGUUGAAGACAAUUUCGACAGCGAGAAGCCACUUCCGAAGAAAGCCUUUUCGUUGGCGCAUUUCAUACCUCUAUUGUCUGAGCGGAUAUACGUUAUCAAUCCUUUCACUAGAAGUUAUCUGGUAUCCUGGAUCACCGUGCUGGAUUCAGUCCCUGAUCUGGAGCUCGUGUCAUUCCUCCCAGAGUUCCUCGAUGGUUUGUUUAAGUACCUGUCGGAUCCGACUGAAGAUGUUAGGGUAGCGACCGAAAUUCUAAUGGCUGAUUUUUUGAGAGAGAUCCGUGGAAUUGCAAUUUCCAAUCGUCAACGGGGCGACAAGGAACGAAGGUCUGGAGACAACAGGUCACCAGACAGCCUAAGGGACAUGAAGUCGUCGAAUCGUGAUGAUCACAUUCCUUCCAUCAGUGCCUCGCCGGAACGAGGAGGUUUUUUGCUGACCCCUGAUGGACAAGUAGCCCCUAAUGAGGAAGAAGCAAUUUUUCCAAACCACCACCAUUCGGAGGAGAUUCGAGACGGCGCUUGGAGUCGUGGCCAAGGUGUAACUGUGGAUCAUGCAGCGAUCGUUGAGAUAUUAAUCCAACAAUUAGAUGCUACUCAUGAUGAAAUACAGCAAUCUACGGCGCUGAGGUGGAUUGCCGAGUUCCUAGACUUCGCGCAAGAUGUCAUGCUCCCAUUCACACCUCGCCUGAUCCCUGCGAUCCUGCCAAAUCUCGCUGUACAUAUCGCCGCUAUGCAAAGCGCCGCUCAACAAGCAAAUCACAAUUUAUUCACCGUUAUUCAAAGUCUUCCCUCUCCACCAUCAAGACCUCGGCUUCCACGCGCUUCCUCAUCAUCCUCUGUCCGGACUAUUCCAGCAUCGCCUCCAUCUACCGAAGCCCAGAUACCAGCUGAAUCGUCUCGUGCGCAUGAAAUUGCAAGCGGAAGAAAAUCUCGAGCCAGCACUCAAUCUGGCGAUGCCGUUAAUUCUGAACUUUCCGAAAAUAUUCGACCCCACUCUCCGAAUUCGAAUGGGACCGUUCAAACCGCGACCUCCCUGGCAUCACGAUUACAACCUCCACAACCAACCCAACAGCAUCCUCAUUCACCGAUACUUUACCCUGAAUUCAUGCCGGAUGACAUCGGUUUAUCGGACGACGCUGAUCCGUUCGACUAUCAAGCGACUGUCAGUGGAUUGACAAUCCAGUUCAUUAGCGAAUAUGAUGAAACCCGGGUGGCCGCCUUGAAGUGGCUGAUUAUGCUUCAUUCUAAGGCACCUAAGAAGAUCUUAGCAAUUGAUGACGGAACCUUUUUCGCACUUCUGAAAACCCUUUCGGAUCCUUCGGAGGAGGUCAUUAAAUAUGACUUACAGCUGCUAGCACAAAUCUCCUCCACAUCGGAAGAAGGCUAUUUCAAAGCUUUCAUGAUCAACCUUUUAAAGUUGUUUAGUACUGACCUUCGACUACUGGAGACCAGAGGGAGUCUUAUCAUACGGCAGCUUUGUUUAAGCCUGAACACCGAUCGCAUAUACCGGACAUUUGCCGAGAUACUGGAGCAGGAAGAAGACUUGGAAUUCGCCAGUACCAUGGUCCAGCGUUUGAAUGUCAUCCUAAUCACUUCUCAGGAGCUAGUGGAAUUCAGAAGACGACUGCGGAACCUUGACUCGAAGGAUGGUCAAGCACUGUUCUCCGCUCUUUACCGAUCGUGGUGCCACAACCCAGUGGCCGUCUUUUCCUUAUGUUUACUCGCUCAAGCGUACGAGCAUGCUUCCAAUCUGCUUCCAAUCCUCGCCGAGAUGGAAAUCACCGUUCAACUAUUGGUGCAAAUCGACAAACUAGUUCAGUUGUUGGAAUCCCCCGUGUUUACAUACCUGCGUCUUCAGCUGCUGGAACCGGAAAAAUUCCCAUUCCUUUUCAAGUGCCUGUACGGGCUCCUGAUGCUCCUACCACAAAGCAGUGCCUUUAUAUCCCUGCGGAACCGCCUGAAUGCUGUCAGCUCGCUUGGAUUCGUCCAUGCAAUUCCAAGAGCAACCCAACCAUCAACAACUUCGACAAUACGUUCCAAACUCACUGGCGGUCGAGAUGACACCAUUCGGUGGCCUGAACUCUUAUCACACUUCAGGACGGUUCAGAUGAAGCAUGAAAAGGCGCGAAGGGGAGAGUCGGUGUUCACAUCCUCGGAUACUGAGAGCGUGGAUGCGUUACCUACUACCCCACCUGCACCUACCGGAUCACCGUCGCUACGGCCUGUGCUGCGGCGGAAGUUGACCGGGGAGCUUUCUUCAUCAAGUGUCAGAGUUCAGGGAACAAGCACUUCCUUCGCACUUUCUCCUCUAAACCCUAAAAGAGCAUCGUCGGUUAGUACCGGUGCAGGUCCGACAAAUGGAAGACCCGCAAGUCCAGCGCCCAGUAAACAACGACGGGCACUAGGCGUUGUCGGGGUGCGUCGUUAAUGAUUCAGCCAAUGUUACGACUGUUAUGGACAAUUGAUGUUGAUCAUCAUAACCACUGCCUAUAUAUCUUGUGCUUCAGUUUGAAGAAGCGGAAAUAUGAUAGUAGUAGAAUAGAUCUAAUUGUAAGAUUCCUUGUUGCAACGCAAACAAAGUGAAGAGUUAUCGAACA
Cantharellus anzutake is the source of this 3299-nucleotide messenger RNA. Its product is annotated as vacuolar protein 14 C-terminal Fig4p binding-domain-containing protein. Gene Ontology annotation, biological process: positive regulation of kinase activity; phosphatidylinositol biosynthetic process. Gene Ontology annotation, cellular component: endosome membrane; fungal-type vacuole membrane; PAS complex. Bases 134 to 3130 code for a protein of 998 amino acids. NCBI's taxonomy places the organism in Eukaryota, Fungi, Basidiomycota, Agaricomycetes, Cantharellales, Hydnaceae. The record is from RefSeq and is a predicted model, not a curated record. The transcript has 13 exons.